AGUUUGGAGAAGAUUAUUCAACGAGACUUCUUUCCUGAUGUGGAGAAGUUGCGGGCGCAGAAGGAAUAUCUGGAGGCUGAAGAAAACGGUGACUUGGAGAAAAUGAGACAAAUUGCUAUCAAGUUUGGCUCCUCCUUGGGCAGAUCAUCAAGGGAUACACCUGCACCCUAUGUUACUCCAGCCACAUUUGAAACCCCAGAAGUGCAUCCAGGUGGCCUUCCCCUGGGGAGUAAAUCCAAAGCUGGUAUCAAAACUGCAGAGGAAGGAGAAGCGGAGAAAGAUGACAAAGAUGCACUUCCCAGUCUGGACAGCUUCUUAGCAAAACACACAAGUGAAGAUAACGCUUCGUUUGAGCAGAUCAUGGAAGUGGCCAAAGAGAAGGAGAAGGUCAAGCACGCUUGGCUGUACAGUGCAGAGGAGGAGUACACCCAGCGACGAAAUGAGAACCUGGCCCUUCCUUCAGCAGAGCAGCAAGCUCUGGAGAAUGUGAAAGCAGGGCUGGAGACCUGGGAGUAUACGGCUCGAAACACCCUCAUGUAUUAUCCGACAGGUGUACCUGAUGGGGAUGACACAUUUAAGAAGCCCAGGGAAGUUGUCCAUCGAAACACCCGUUUUGUGAAGGACCCUUUUAGCCAGGCUGUGAGCAAAUCACAGCUCCAACAAGCUGCAGCCCUCAACGCUCAGUACAAACAGGGCAAAGUGGGACCAGAUGGAAAAGAACUGAUACCCCAAGAGUCUCCAAAAGUGAAUGGAUAUGGAUAUGUAGCCACUCCCUCUCCAGCUCCUGGUGUGAAUGAGUCUCCAUUUAUGACAUGGGGUGAAAUCGAAAGCACCCCUCUGCGUCUGGAAGGGUCAGAAACGCCCUACGUGGACAGAACACCUGGACCAGCCUUCAAGAUCCUGGAGCCUGGGCGCCGUGAGAGGUUAGGACUCAAGAUGGCCAAUGAAGUAGCAGCUAAGAACCGAGCAAAGAAGCAGGAGGCACUUCGAAAAGUGACGGAGAACUUGGCCAGCCUCACUCCAAAAGGACUAAGCCCGGUGAUGUCUCCAGCUUUGCAAAGACUAGUAAACAGGACUGCAAGUAAAUACACCGACAAAGCGCUGCGAGCCAGCUAUACUCCUUCCCCAGCCCACACGGGAACCCCGGGUUACAAGACCCCAGCAAGUGGGCCUCGUACACCUACAAGCACCCCACAGGCAAGGACAGUAUCUCAGACCCCAGUCUCUCAGGAUACUACAUCGAUCACAGACAAUUUACUGCAGCUUCCUAAAAGAAGGAAGGCAUCUGAUUUCUUCUGAAUCUUCCAGCCACCCGCAAGGCAAUAGUGAGCUGGCUGUGCUCAGCCCUCUGCUAACUGGAUGUUGUGAGCAAUCUGCUGUAAGGGGUGUCUAGAUACAGCUACCGGAAUGGAAGCCA
Messenger RNA from Merops nubicus (carmine bee-eater), 1417 nucleotides. It is a transcript of the gene ESS2, whose product is annotated as DiGeorge syndrome critical region gene 14. The record is from RefSeq and is a predicted model, not a curated record. Gene Ontology annotation, cellular component: catalytic step 2 spliceosome. NCBI's taxonomy places the organism in Eukaryota, Metazoa, Chordata, Aves, Coraciiformes, Meropidae. The transcript has 9 exons. The annotation marks the transcript as partial.